UGGUCGAUCCGGAGCGUCGCUCGUGCCUGUCGCGCGACCUGCUCGCCGUCACCGUCGCCGUCGGCCUGCCGCUGCUGCUGCUGUUGCUGAUCAUCGCCACAGGCCGCUUACCACGUCGCGCCGAAAGUCACUAGAUCGUCACGGGCAACGGGCCGGGCAGCCGCCCGGCGACGAUGACUACUGUCGCACAGCGCGGGGCGCUCGGUUGGGUUGUCACACGGCUGCCGGCAGAUAAUGCGGCCGUCGCGGGGGGUCGCGAGCUUUAAACCGCGCUCGGGGCGUUAUCGUGCGGACGGUACGGGCGCGUCGAUACCCGGGACAUUGGAGAACGAGAAAUGCGGCACGUUCAAGGACACCGACGCGUUGCUCGCGGACGGACUCACGUUGCGCUCUACAAAGUCACUAGAGCGUGUCGCGACGGAGCGCGCUCGCCGGCGCGACCCGGUAAUCGCCGAUUUCACAGUGGCGUGCGAGUUACUCUUGUCUCUCCCUCUCUCCCUCCCCUUCUCUCUCUCUCUCUCUCUCUCUCUCUCUCUCUCGUAAAUAAAUGUUUCUAUGAAUGACGUGCAGUUGCAUGUUUCUAUUUCGACCUGCUGCGUACCAAGCGCUCGCGUUGCCCUGCCCGUCUGUUCGACGCGUCGCAUCCGAGCAAAUUGUCAACGAACAUUCUCAUCAUUCUCGUUCGCCCGAUCGCUCUCCCGAAGUCGAGCGCGAAUCGGCUAGCGAGCUCUGAGCGAUUUUCCUCCACGUUCGCGCAGUUCGCGCAGAGACCUUAUCGACGUUCGCGAGCCUCGCUAGUCCUCGCUUCGGUCCGUCGGCUCAGCGGUUUCUGUUUCCCGCUGUAUCUCUGUUUCGCGAUCAUAACGCGCGUACAUAUUCGCGAUUACGACGUAACGAUUCGCGUUACGCGCGCGCAAGUGUCAUGCGCGCGGGGGCCUGGCGGCGCGUCGCUUGGAAACACGCGGUGUAAGCAUCGGGGCUCCCUUCGGCCGAGCAUCGACUAGCGCGAUUCAAACGUCGCCGCCACGCUCGUCGUCAUCGUCGUCGUCGUCGUCGCCGCUGCCGCCGCCGCCACCACAGCCGCAGCUGCCGCCGCGGUUCACGGGGGGGCGCAAGGUGGCGAGCGGGUAACACAGCGCGCGCGGCCGAUUCCAGCGCUGCCGCGCGGUUUUAUUGGCGAAUCGCGCGGCCGCGGGAUCACGUGAACGCGCGCUGACUUCAGUUCGAACGCGCGCGCGGCUAUGUGCGUCGCGUCGGCCGCCGUGAAAUCCCGUCGAGCGCGAAUCGCAGUGGGCUGCACCACGUCCGCGUCGUCCUCCUCGUCGUCGUCCCCGGCCCCGUCGCGCCCGUCGUCGUGGACGUCGUGCGGUUGGCAGAGGCAGCAGUGUGAAUGAAGCAACGGCCGACGCUGGGGAGAUGCGACGUCGCUCAGCAUGUCGCAACGGCCCGUCGCUCCUCGUCCACUCGUCGGUUCGUGUCAAGAUUGACCAUACGAAUGUGAGUCUCGCGGGCGGCCAGCGAGUUCCUCCGACGAGGGCUAGGAAUCCGGGCUAGUGGCAUUCGCAAAGGUCCGCGUAGGGCGGACAGGAAGAAAGGAAGGAAGGAAGGAAGGAAGGAAGGAAGGAAGGAAGGCAGGAGAGGGCGAGCAAGAAGCGCGAUAGAAGAUCGCGUCGCGAGCCAGGUUGAAAUCGCGGCGGAAUCAUGGCGGGCGAGGACACGCAGAUCCUGUCGAACGGCAACGUCGAGGCGCUCACGAUCAUUCCGCCGAAGAUGGCGAACGGAAAUGGACUGAUCUGCGGCAAGCAGCACAACAACAACGGCUCCAUACCGAACGGGAACCUGCACGGGAUCGGCGGCACGGAAAACGGCAAGCUGAUCGUGCCGGACGAGAAGUCGAGCAGUCUUCACACGGAGUUCGACGACGCCGACGUGUCCUGCGGAUGGGGUCCCUGCAGGCCCCACUGGCUGCAGUAUUUCGCCACCAAGCAGGCCUUCCUCGUGACCUUCUGCAUCACCUGGGUGCUUCAAGGCAUGUACUAUACGUACUUCGUGUCCGUCAUCACGACAAUAGAGAAACUCUUCCAAAUCCAGUCGAAGACGACGGGCAUCAUCAUGUCGGCCACGGAGAUCGGCCAGAUCGGCUCCUCCCUGCUGCUGACGUACUACGGCGGCCAAGGUCACCGGCCCAAGUGGAUAGCCUGGGGCAUGAUCCUCUUCGCUGUGAGCUCGUUCACCUGCUCGAUACCCCAUUUUAUUUUCGGCGAACAGCUGAUUCACCAGAACGAAAUGCUGUUCAACGGUGAGAGCGGACCCAACAAUACCCACCCGAUACCGGCGAACCUCUGCAAGUUCCAGGAAAGGUCGGAGAACAGCACGUUGGACGGGUGGAUCCCGGCGAUGACCGCGCCGCAGACCAACUCGGUGAACUACUGCGAGGGCGACUUCCUCACGGAGCAGAGGAUACAGGGCAAGAUCACCACGGUGGUGCUCGCGAUAUUUUUCGUAUCGCUGCUCGGCGUGGGGAUGGGCCAAACGGCGGUGUACACCCUCGGUAUACCGUAUAUCGACGAUAACGUCGCCAGCAGGGAGAGCCCCUUGUACUUUGCGAUCACCAUCGGAGUACGGAUCCUCGGUCCGGCGUUGGGAUUUAUCCUGGGUUCCAUGUGCACCAUGCUCUACGCUAACCUGUCCGUGAAUCCGCCGAUCACGCCGAUGGAUCCUCGAUGGGUCGGCGCUUGGUGGCUCGGUCUGGUGCUAAUAUCGGCGAUGCUGAUGCUGGUCAGUAUAGGAAUGUUCGCGUUCCCGACGCGGUUGCCCAAGAGCAGAACACCGCCGAGACGAGCGGACGCUCCAAAGCCUAGUCUCCGAGACUUUCCUAACGCGGUGAAGAGGCUACUGAAGAACGACAUCCUCAUGUUCAGGACGGCCAGCAGCGUGCUGCAUAUCCUGCCGAUCGCCGGUCUCUACACCUUCCUGCCAAAGUACCUCGAGAGCCAAUUUCGCUUGCCAGCUCAUCAUGCGAACAUGAUCUCAGGUGUCGGUGGUAUUCUAGUGAUGGGAUUGGGUAUCAUAAUUAGCGGAGUAUUUAUCUUGAGGGCGAAGCCUAACGCCAGGUUCGUCGCAGCCUGGAUCGCCUUCACUGCGGUCGUUUACGCGAUCGGCAUGGGCGUGCUGAUGUUCAUCGGCUGCCCGAUGGACGAUUUCGCCGGGCUCGUGUCGCAUUCCGACGGGAUAUCCAACUUCGAGCCGAUCUGCGAGGCUACCUGCGACUGCGAUCGGAACAAAUUCAGCCCAAUCUGCGGCGCCGACGGCAGAACAUAUUUCUCCGCGUGUCACGCGGGCUGCUCGAAUUAUACGGUUGUUGACGGCAAAGUAGCAUCGUUUUAUAACUGUCAGUGCAUCGGGCAGAACAUAACGAUACCGGAAGCAGUGAGCACAGCGACGAAUGGUUACUGCGAGCUGGAGUGCAGUAACUUUUGGGUUUAUAUGAUCCUGUUCUCGGUCUUCGUUUUUAUCCACUCGACCAGCGAGGUGGGCUCCAUGCUGCUCAUCCUGCGAUGCGUGGAUCCCAGGGACAAGGCCAUGGCGCUCGGCCUGAUACAGUUUGCCAUCGGCUUGUUCGGCAAUGUUCCGUGCCCCAUCGUUUAUGGUGCUGUGGUGGAUUCCGCUUGUCUCGUAUGGGAGUACGCUUGCGGCGAGCGAGGCGCCUGCUGGCUCUAUGAUUCGAACGUCUUCAGGAUGUUUUAUCACGGCACGACCGGCGGUAUCCUCGUGCUGGCCUUCGUGGUGGAUAUAGUCGUCUGGUACAAGGCCGGGAGCAUAAGCUUCGUGGAGGAGCAGGAGGGCGAGGAAGGCACCGCGGAGGAAAUGGCGACGUUAAAAUCGCAGGACGCUCAGGCGGUCGAGAACGAUUAUUUGUGAAGGUUUCGCGUUACUCCUUGCGGUGAGCACGGGCGGCGGCCCGGCGAGCGCGGCGGCUGCGACGUUGUCGUCGCGAGGACGCAGGACGCAGGGCGCGGAUAGCAGUGUCGUAGGAUACACGGGGCGUCGUCCGUCGCGACAGCAAGUGCCAGUAGCUCGUUGCCGUGCUACGUGGACGCGGCGAAGGAGCGACUUGUCGGCGAUUCCGCGUCGGGACCGACGGCAUCGACAGAAGUCUAGUCUCUCGUCGACGACAGGCGACGUCUCUCAGGACGAUCGAGACGCUCGUACGGAUCCUUCCUUCUCCCGACGUGUCCACGCGCUCGCGCGUGUUACUAAUUCGAAGGAUAAGGAAGUGGACGCGCGGCCGAAGGAAGCAGCAGCUGUGUGAGACGCGUAAAUCGCAGGGAAGAGGAAAGUAAGCGAAAGGAGAGGAGGAGCAGAAGGAGGGAAGGGGGCGAUCGAACGCGCCCGGAAUAACGAAGAGGCUUCGGGAAACAAUCGCGCGAGACGCGAUGAAUCGCGCGAAGAUCGGACCGGUAGAGGUGGAAGGACGACUCGGAAGACCUUCGGACGCCGAGAACUCGGUCCCGCGCUAGCCGGCUUCCGGAUAAAUACGCCUUGCGUAGGAAACGACACGUCAAUCGUUGCUCGUACCGCGCGGUGUCCUCGCGAGUCUCGGGAAUGUCGGCCGGAGGAGGAGGCGAGGUGUAAGAGAGGAGAAAGAGGGAGAGAAGGAGAGGAGGAGGAGGAGGAGGAGGAAUAGUCGUCGGUCAACACCUCGCCGGGAUGUCAAGGCGCGUCGAAAAAUCGCCGAGAUGCGGUGGGUCGGGAGGAGGAAGUCGCGUGCAAAUAACACACGGACAAACAAACGGAGAUACAAAGCGAACACGGGGAGGUGCGCGAGCAUCUUGCCUGAGCAUCGCGGAUGCGAUAGGAGUCUCUGGAGCGCGCCUCGGCGAGUUAGGGUUUCUCUCUCAGGGAGACUGUCAGUAAUACACGCAAUAAAAAUAAUACUUCCGUGCCUACGAAAGACGGUGCUUGCGGCGAGCACGCGAUCGGCCGGGUCCGCCCUCUCGACGGACCCGGCGAGUCGAGUCGAGACGAAUCGAAUCGAAUCAAACGACGUGCGCGAGAGAGAGAGAGAGAGAGAGAGAGAGAGAGAGAGAGCCUCGCGGGUGACGGCGGCGGAUGUGCAGCCCGGCGAGUGCGGGACAGUGAGAGAUUGAAUGCAUAUGUGCGAUGCGAUGCGCCGCACCGGUGUGUUGACUGCCACUUCGGAUGACGGGAACGCCGUCGUGCGCGCGCGUCGUCUAACCCUCUAACGGUAACGUUCGCUCGUCGUUGCCGUGACGUAAGAGGAAACGCGAGGUGCUACGUCGCGUACCCGCCGCGGGAGGCGUCUUCUUUCCUCCGCUUCUUUUCUUUUUCUGUCGUCGCACGGUGUUGGUAUCAUUGAUGGGUGUGAAAUGGAGCCGACGUCGUCAGGUAUUGCCCCAAUCUAUUUGUAUCAGAAGGCGAUACGUGCACUCAUUUCGUUGGGCCGUAUUGGAGACAAAAUUUUCAAUUCGCGAAGACGUAUUGAAUUUAAAAAAUCAUGAGUUGUGUCAUAUCCGAUGUCAAUUUAAAGGAAAAAUUAGAGAUGGAUAAUAAUAUUGUUUAUAACAAUAUUGUUAAACAUAAAUCACAGAAAUGUGUAGCUUUUGAAGGGUAUGGAUUGGAAAGCAUUUUUCGGUCGUGUAGAUUCGGUAGUUUCGAAGCAAUUGGCAAUCUCAAAGGUUCAAGCGAGAGACAGAGGAAAGCGAGAGAAAGAGAGGAUCGUCGACACUCCGGCCGUACUCUCGCGAUUUUUAUUUAGACGAACGAGAGUGUUCCUCAGUAGUACGUGUGCGUCUCGCGUUUCCCUCCCGAGGGCGAGCCGCACGCUGCACGGCGCGUGCAUUAGCGCGAUCACUUCCGGAAACGCGCGAAAGGAGGAGGAGGAGAAAAGGAAGAGAGCCGAGGGAGGAAACUGCCGAUCAUUCCAUUCGAUCAGUCGUUGCGACAGGAACCUUUUUCCUCGCAGUUGGAGCGCGCAAGGGGAAGGUAAAGUGCGCAUAAUCGCGCACGUGUAAAAAGUGUAUACUCGCGUAUAUAACUGCGUAUGUAAAGUCGAAGAGGAGAAAAACGAAGAGGCAAUCGUGUCGAUUCCGGUCAGUCGGUCCUCGAGUCGUCGCUCGCACGGACGGACGUCUCCGUGUUUUCGGAACGCGCUCGCGUGCGCGCCUCUUCCUUCGAUCCUCGCGUGUGCGUUCGAUCGGUGUCCCGAGAUAAAUUUGCGUUUCCACGAAUUUCUUGUGGCGGCUGAAGCCUUUCGUGAGGAGCGUCGCGGUGACGAAGCGCCGCGGAAAGCAUGGGUCUUCGAACGGAGAAGAAACGUGGGAAACAUUUCCACAGUUACAGCGCGUCGUCAAAUUCUCCUUCUCUUUCGUUCUUCCAUCGGCUCCAGCGUCAAAGGCUCGUAUUAAUAACAAUAGUCCAAAGUUAAUUUAAGAUAUAUAAUUCGAAUCUAUAAAUUUAGAGUUACAGGUCCGAGUUCCUCGGAUGAAUCAUACUCGUAAAAUUAUAUCUGUAAUCGCGCGUCGGCUGAAAGACUCGUAUCUAAUUUUAAACUCAAAACUCCAAAUUUAAACUUUAAACUCUGAGUAGAUUUAAUAUGUGUGGCAAAUUUCAGACGAUGACUAUUGAUAUUGAUAUACUGUUAAUUCGGGCCAUGGGACGGUAUUCAUAGUCGGAUCUUAUAUUUAACGUCGUCCUAAGUUCAUCUUCAGCCGCUGUAUAGAUCGUUUAAGCUAUAUAGAUCUGUACGUAAAAUUAUACAUACUUAA
This is a messenger RNA of Harpegnathos saltator (Jerdon's jumping ant), 6788 nucleotides long. It is a transcript of the gene Oatp74D, whose product is annotated as Organic anion transporting polypeptide 74D. The record is from RefSeq and is a predicted model, not a curated record. NCBI's taxonomy places the organism in Eukaryota, Metazoa, Arthropoda, Insecta, Hymenoptera, Formicidae. Gene Ontology annotation, molecular function: protein binding. Bases 1702 to 3921 code for a protein of 739 amino acids. Gene Ontology annotation, cellular component: basolateral plasma membrane. The transcript has 12 exons. Gene Ontology annotation, biological process: transmembrane transport; sodium-independent organic anion transport.